UGCAACCUUUGGAAUUAGAGGCAGAUCCUUACACCUGUUGUUUUUGAUGUAAAAAAUGUAAGCCUGUCCCGAACCUUAACAUGAAUAAUUUGGAGUUAAUGCCUAACCUUAGGAUUUCACCAGAGCAAAACCGAAACCUACUUGAAGGUAACAGCGCUCACUGUUGCCCCAAAUGGAUGGUUUCCACAUCAUCUCCCGAUGUCCUCAGACAACAUGGAUGGAUGUCGAUUACUGACUUGUAUCACGGAUGACCUGGCUGUAAGGUUAAGAUUCCACCUUCAGAGACUUUGGCCUCCCCGACAGAGUGACCUGCCCUCCCAAGCAAGGUGUGAGGACCCUCAUCCUUCCUGUCUCCACACACUCCCAUUCUUCUUCUCCUCUCCUACCACCCCUCUCAGGGCAGAAUGGUCCGGUCUGUGCAGGAGCUGUUUCUGAACUUCACAGUAGUCUUAAUCACUGUGCUGCUCAUGUGGCUCCUAGUCAAGACCUACCAGGCCUGAACCACCAGGGGACAGAUACAAGGGGAGAGAGAUGAAGGGCUGAGAAAUGGGGGGAACUGGGUGGUACAUUCUUAUCCAAUUACUGCAGUUGCAAACAAUCUUGAAAGCUUAUUGGGCGACAGGUAGCCUAGUGGUUAGAGCCCGGGCUGCUGGCAUCAUCCUAGAUGCCAUUGCCUGCUGUUGUGCCCUUGAACGAGGCACUUGACCCCCUACACUUUCUCUGCGGCUGAUCCAUGCGUCUGACCCAUUGCUUCCAGUCCCUCGGGUGUGUGUUUGUCUCGGGGGGUUGGGUUGUGAGCUUAAAGGCACAUUUCCAUUAAUGUACAAUAUAGUUAACGGACAAUAAAGUACAAUACAUCGUAUAUUAUCUUCAUUCUGAAACAUAGCAGUUGCACAUAUUAAGUGAAUACAAGACAUAUUAAGUGAAUACAAGACAUAUUAAGUGAAUACAAGACAUAUUAAGUGAAUACAAGACAAAUUAAGUGAAUACAAGACAUUGAAAGGUAUAGAUAUAGCUUCACUGCUUCAGCUGUCUGCUAAGAAAGACAUGCAGUUCCUCACUCCUGCCUCUUAGAGGGACUGUUGUGUUAGAGAUGAGUUGGCAAGCAUUCUGUUUACACGCUCUACAAUA
This is a messenger RNA of Salmo salar (Atlantic salmon), 1131 nucleotides long. Lineage: Eukaryota; Metazoa; Chordata; Actinopteri; Salmoniformes; Salmonidae. The record is from RefSeq and is a predicted model, not a curated record.